CCAUCGUAGGUGGCGCUGAAAUGCAAAAAAAGUUGACAGAGAAGAGGUCGAACGAAAAUUCAUCUGCACCUCAAUCGCAGUCGAAAACUCGCUGAAAAUGGAUAAUGUUGAGGUGAAAAGUGAUGGAAAGUAUCCAAAGUGAGUGGUGGUAGUGUAUACAAGUUGAUCCAUUUGGAAAUUAUUGGGAUAAUACCCUGUAGAAGUGAUAUUUUGCGUGUCCUAGUUUUUCAAGCACAAAAGCGCGAGAGCGAGAGAAAAAAUCUACACGGGCUGCUAGAUUUUCUUGUUCCAAAAGAAAAACACUCCAAGACUCUUCUUGAGGUGUUUCCCAGUCAGUUUUUUUUCCUGUGCUUUUGUGGCAACCCAUCAAACAGAAAUAUAUUGUACCAGGACACAAUUAAAGUAUGAUCCUGCGGUAGGAGGAUUGUGGCUGUUUUCUUUUUUCUGCAUUGACGGAUGGGGAAAAGUGAGGCAAAAAAGAAAAGUGGUCUGUGGAAAGUCCGUGAAAAUUUCAGUGCGCAGUGAAGGAAAAUCUAUGCAAAUUUAAGCUGCAAUUUCAGUGUGAGUUAUUUCAUAAAAGGGCUCAAUUGUGAGAUAAUUUGGGGGUGAUUCUGGUCAAGAAGACUCUUGGGAGAAAGUGGCUGUCGCAAUAUUGUGAAAAUCCACGAAAGAUCGUGUGGAGGAAAGGGCAAAAUCUGGAAUUUUGUUGCAUCCUCCUUUGGCAAAAUUGCAUUAUCAGCCUUCCUGGCUUGCAGCAGCCUGGUAACAUCAAUCCAACUCCCAGUGACUUCAGUAUCCAGCAGAUUUACCUGACCAAGCCAACAAAAAAGUGCAUUUUUUUUGUGGACACAAAAGACAAUCCGGGAGUCUUUGUGUUUUGGUGUUUUUGGGUGCCAAUUUUAGGCCAGAGAAAAAAAAAUAGAAUCAGUGAAGGAUUUUCGUUCCCAAGAAAUUCAUUGAAUCAUUUCCUGUGUGUGUCUACCGAAGGAAUAUCUGUGGCAAAAAUGUCUUCAAAAAAUAUACCUGCAGAUAAGAUAAAUUUGCGCUUAAUACUCGUAAGUGGGAAAACAAAGGAGUUCCUCUUCAGUCCAUCGGAUUCGGCAGGUGAUAUCGCUCAAACUGUGUUUGACAAUUGGCCAGAAGAUUGGGAGUCGGAAGCUGUUUCAAAAGCAGAAAUACUAAGGCUGAUUUAUCAAGGUAGAUUUUUACACUGCAAUGUAACACUCGGAGCACUUGGACUGCCUUUAGGAAAGACAACAGUGAUGCAUUUGGUACCACGAGAUAAUUUGCCGGAACCAAAUUCACAAGAUCAAAGGCAGAAAAGCAAAGGAGCGUCCAGUAGAUGUUGCUCUACGACGUGUUGCAUCUUGUAACUAUAUUCUGUUUAUUCUUCUGUAUGUGUGACAAAAAGAAUAAUAAUGUCCUCUCUGUGCGAGGGGAUUGUGCGAGAGAGAGAUAAAAAUUAUAUCUAUAAUUAGUGUUAAAGAAAAUUAAAGAAAAAAAUACAGAGAUGAUUUUAUUUCAUUAGAUGAUAAUAAGGAUAAUAUAUUUUAGGAAGAAAAAGUGAAGAGCAAGUCCACAGUUUGACCAUUAAUUAUUAUAUGAUAGUGUAAAAAAAUUAUUUCUUUUCUGUUUCGAUUUUUUCACAGUAACAUCGAUCACACUUUUUUCCGUAGUCUCCUUCAAGAAUUAAUUCACUUUAUAUCUUGAAAAUUUCCUCUUUUGAAAAAUUCAAUUUUGUCGUGUCAUCUUCACAGUUACGACACAAUAGAGUUUGAAGAUGAGGAAAAAGAAUUUUAUUUUUUUUCUUCUACCUAUAUUUAUGAAAAUAUGCAAAAGAGAAUGAUGAAGAGUCAGAGAAAUUGUCAUGUGAACAGCGCGAAAAAAAUGAGGAAAUUCUUUUUUGUUGCAUCAAAUUUUGAUGCCCAGAAAAUAAUAGUGACUGAAAGGUAAAAGAAAUUGUCUUCUCAAUGAAGUAAAAUAGAAACGUGUUACAUCAUAAGAUGAAUAAAUUAAGAAUUACAAUAUUAAACUAUAUAUUUACAAAAAAAAAAUCCCACAUAGGAAAAACACUCAGCAAUGCAGCAGAAAAUUUAAACAAAAAAAAAACACCAGAGAAGAGUAAAAAUGAGCAAAAAAUAUUAAUUAGACAAGAUAAAAUAUUUUAUAAGGAGCGACGGUUAAGUAUUGUACAUGAGAGUCCGGAUGUAAAAGUGAGAGAGAGACUUGAAAAAAUAUCCAACGAGACGAAGCGGAAAGAAAUUAAUUAAUUGGUAUUCCUAAUAACUGAAUGGAUACUUGCAAAAAAAAAAGAAGGGACAGCAUGGAAUUCUCGGGAA
This is a messenger RNA of Phlebotomus papatasi, 2339 nucleotides long. RefSeq names its product ubiquitin-like protein 3 (gene UBL3). The record is from RefSeq and is a predicted model, not a curated record. The transcript has 4 exons. The coding region runs from base 1005 to 1373 and encodes 122 amino acids. Gene Ontology annotation, molecular function: protein binding. NCBI's taxonomy places the organism in Eukaryota, Metazoa, Arthropoda, Insecta, Diptera, Psychodidae.